GCAUACCCAACAACGGACGCGAACGCAGUACACAACCGGCUCAAACUUUUCUCCAGAAACCCUCGCCGCCUCCACCGACCAUGCCGCCGCCGGCAACACCACGAGCACUGCCCGAAGAGCUCGUCGAGGAGAUCUUCCUCCGCCUCCCGCCGACUGAUCCGGCGUCUCUCGUGCGCGCCUCCCUCGCCAGCAAGCCGUGGCUCAGCCUGCUCACCGGCCGUCGCUUCAACGAUCGCUACCGCGAGUUUCAUGGAUCUCCCCCCAUGCUGGGUUUCCUCUACCACUGGCCCAGGUACUCCGAACCACGGGAGGAAGACACCCUCCUGCCCUUCAUCUCCACCACGAACUUCGCCCCACGAAUUCCCGGCGACGAGCACUGGGUAGACGGCUCAGUUGUGUUGGACUGCCGCCAUGGUCGUGUCCUGCUUUGCGAUAUGGACCGAUUCAUCGUCUGGGACCCCAUGACGGGCUGCUGGAGUUGGCUGCGCGCCCGUGAAGAUUACGCUAGCAUACAUGGAGCGGUGAUAUGUGCCGUGAGAGGCUGCAACCACCGCGCGUGUCACGACGGCCCCUUUCGGGUCAUCUUAGUUGGCCUGAGAAAUGAGGGCGAUGGUUGUGUUGCAUACGCGCACAUGUCCCUGCCUGGGGUGGGUGAGUGGAGCAAGCCAUGCCCUGGUCUUGAUCUUGAGGGUGAGAGUGCAUACAUUUUUGACAGGCCCUCUGUCUUUAUUGAAGAUGCACUUUAUUUCAUUGUUGCGUAUGAUGACGAUGAGGAUGGCAAUGAGGACCAUGAGGACGAUGACGAUGAUGAUGAUGAUGACGAAGAUGACGACAAUGAUGAUUAUUAUUAUGAUGAUGAAGAUGAUUAUGACAACGACGACGACGACGACGAUGAUGAUGAUGAUGAUGAUGAUGAUGAUGAUGAUGAUGAUGAUGAUGAUGAUGAUGAUGAUGAUGACAACGAUGACCAUGACCAUGGCAUUGGCGACAACGAGGAUGGCAACUACAUAACUAUUCUCAAGUAUGACUUGGGAUCUAAUUGCCUAUCAAUGAUUGACCCGCCAUCCCAGGAGACUCACCGAGCCGAUGAUGCUAUCCUUAUAUCGAUGGAAGAUGGUAGUUUGGGGUUAGCCCACUUGGACGGGUUAACCCUCAACAUAUGGUCAAGGCAGAUGGGGCCUGACACAGUUUCAACAUGGACUCGGCAAAAAGUUGUCAAUCUCAAGGAACUUUUUCCCAAUCAAAAUAUAAAGAAAACACUUCAGCUGACGGGAUCUGUGGAGGGUAGUGAUAUCAUUUUCGUGACAAUGGACCUUGGCGUCUACGAGAUUAAUCUCAAGUCACUGCAAUGGAAGAAGACGUGGAAAAAAGAAGAAUGGCGUUCUUUGUUUCCCUACAUGAGUUUUUACAAUCCACGAGAAAGGGUGCCCAUGUGA
Lolium perenne is the source of this 1436-nucleotide messenger RNA. RefSeq lists its product as uncharacterized. Lineage: Eukaryota; Viridiplantae; Streptophyta; Magnoliopsida; Poales; Poaceae. The record is from RefSeq and is a predicted model, not a curated record. Gene Ontology annotation, molecular function: protein binding.